Oppia nitens is the source of this 6472-nucleotide messenger RNA. RefSeq names its product papilin-like. Gene Ontology annotation, cellular component: extracellular region. Bases 295 to 6444 code for a protein of 2049 amino acids. Gene Ontology annotation, molecular function: serine-type endopeptidase inhibitor activity. The transcript has 14 exons. The record is from RefSeq and is a predicted model, not a curated record. Lineage: Eukaryota; Metazoa; Arthropoda; Arachnida; Sarcoptiformes; Oppiidae.
AGAGAGAGAGAGAGAGAGAGAGUCUUUUAGCUGAGAAAAUAGUAGGCUUUUGUAACUUUUCCAACACUUUUAGUGCAAUUAUAUUGCCGUCCAUUCAGUUGUAAAAUCAUUAGUUUUGUAAACUUUUAGUCUGUGUUUGAAUUACAACUGGAGAGCUCUCAUACAGUGCACACUAUGUGAGUGAGUGUCCCAACACAACAAAUACUCCUUUAGUGAAAAUAAAAGUUUUUUUUGAAGCUUACAAUCAAUUUAAUUAAGUCUAUGAAUGUGUCAUUCAAAUAGUUAAUUAUUAUAAUGAAGAAUAAAUUAAAAUUAAUGAGACAUUGGUUUUGUGUGUUAUUUAUAUUACAAUAUAUCGAUCAUUCAUUUUCUUCUAAUUAUUCAAGAUGUGACACAUAUAUAGACAACUGUGGUGUUUGUGGUGGAAAUGGCAAUACAUGUCGAAGAGUUGAAGGAGUGUUUGAUUUGGAUAAAUUAAGAGUCGGUUAUAAUGACAUAUUGUUGAUACCAACCGGUGCUACAAAUAUUAGAAUUGAGGAGAGAUUUGCUACAAAUAACUAUUUAUCGGUCCGUAAUAUUAAUGGACAGUAUUAUUUGAAUGGGAACUGGAGAAUACAGUUUCCCAGAAACUAUACAUUUGCCGGAACGACAUUCUCUUAUUAUUCAAGAAGAAAACCAUUUGGCAUAUUAUCUCCUGAAAGUCUUCGAGCAAACGGACCGACAACAGAGCCAUUGRUUAUUGUAUUGUUAUUUCGAGAAAAAAAUAAAGGAUUGGUAUUUGAAUAUACAGUUCCUACUGAUAGUCAAAUUCCUGGUCAGCAUUCACUUUAUACAUGGAUUUCGACAGACUUUUCUCAAUGUAGCAAAACUUGUGGAUCAGGCAUUCAAACGAGAUCUGUUAAUUGUGUCAGAGUUAUGGAUCACUUGCCGGUGACCGACUCUCUCUGUGAUUUAAGUGGCCGACCCAUUGAUAAUCAAAUAUGUAACGCUCAGCCCUGUGCUAAUUGGUUUACUUCAGACUGGACACAAUGCUUAUGUCAUUACGGUAUUCAACAUCGACUGGUAUAUUGUCAUUCAUCGAGUGAAGAACAGAGCGGAAAAAUUUUGGCCGAUAAUGAAUGUCUUCAACUCAACCAAACAAAACCAACUUCUUUACAGAAAUGCAAACUUGAAAAAGAUUGUGCCGUUUGGAGAACAGGUGAUUGGCAAAAGUGUAAUUCAAACUGUGGUCCGGGAACUCAAGUGCGAGAAGUGAACUGUACUUUAAUGGACCAAAUAGUGAACGAAUCAGACUGUGAAGUCAAUGUUCGUCCGAUAGAUACUCAAGAAUGCAAUGAUAUUUCAUGUGAUGGCGUCGAUUGGAUGACAUCUGAAUGGAGUUCUUGUGAUGAACAUUGCGGACCAAAUAUGCAAACGAGGAAAGUUGUCUGUUCUGAUCAAUUCGGGACUAUAUUUCCAUCUGAAGCCUGUGAUGUUAGCCGAAUGCCUCAAACUAGUCGGUUAUGUAGUGAAGAGCCUGAAUGUACAUCUAUUUGGUACACUUCUGAAUGGAGUUAUUGUAGUACUAAGUGUGGUAAUGGCGUACAAACAAGACAUGUCUUCUGUGGACAUACUAAUGAAAACUCUGAAAUUAUUAAAGAUGAAGACUCUCAAUGCAUUUCUGAUAAACCCCAGAACGUUUCAGUCUGUCAUCAAACUAAUUGCACCGGUAGUUGGAUGUCUGCACAAUUUGAUAUGUGCACUGUUCCAUGUAGUGGCGGUCAAAAAUCAAGAAAAGUCAUUUGCUUAAACUUAACUAAUAAUGUGGUCUCAGAUGAAGACUGUGGUUCAGAUCUAAAGCCGAUUAUCAAAGAAGAUUGCAAUACAAAUGAAUGCAAUGAAGAUAUUUUGAUUGCUGUAACAGAUUGUAAGAAUUCCAAGUAUGGGUGUUGUCCGGAUGGCAUAACACCUUCUGAACAAUUAUAUAGCAAUUGUUCACCAAUUGAUAUAACAAAUGGAUGUAAUUCCACUGAAUUUGGUUGUUGUAAGGAUUUAGAAACGGCUGCUUUCGGACCUUUUCAAAAGGGAUGUCCCAUUCGGUGUAAUUUUACUCGAUUUGGGUGUUGUCCGGAUGGCAUCACUGUUGCCAAUUCAAGCACUUUAGAUGAAUGCCCACAACCAACACAAGAAACUACAAUAGUUACCACUCCUGAAACUACAACUACAGAAGUAGUUAUUACUACAACUAUGAUUUCUGAAGAAUUUGAGAAUUUGAGUUUAACAAAAUCUGAUUGCAUUGGAGAGGGAUCAGGGGAUUCACCUGACAUCUCAUGUGGUGAAAGCACUGAGAAGGAUGUGGACACACAAAGUGAAAAGUCUUCCGAUGGCGGCUGCAAGACAUCAACAUAUGGUUGUUGUCCCGAUGGCGUAACUGCUGCUUCGGGUAGUGAUGGUGACGGAUGUAUUGAAGGAAGUGGUGAUGUUGGAGAAGUGGAUUGUAAAGAUGAAUCGUGUAUUCCUGAAAUUACAACUGAAAUUAUUGAUUGUAAUGCAACUGAGUUUGGAUGUUGUCCUAAUGGCAAGAAAGCGGCCACUGGUCCCCGAUAUUAUGGCUGCACGUGUCAGGAUUUUGCCAACGGGUGCUGUCAAGACAAGUAUACUCCGGCUGAAGGACCAAAUUAUGAGGGCUGUGUUUGUUCCCGUAUGCUUUAUGGGUGCUGUAAUGAUGGUGUUACCCCAGCAAUUGGUCCAAAUUCUGAAGGAUGUAGUUGUGAGGCAUCAACUUAUGGUUGUUGUCCUGAUAUGGUCUCUCAAGCAAAGGGAUCAAAUUAUGUUGGAUGUCCAUGUGAUUCGUUAACUUAUGGUUGUUGUCCUGGAUCAAUUACUCCAGCAACUGGACCUAACUUUGAAGGCUGUUCUUGUGCUAAUACACCAUUUGGUUGUUGUCACGAUGGAAUUACUAUAGCAUAUGGACCCAAAUUUGAGGGCUGUCCAUCCGGACCAUCACUUGACUUGAAAUUAGCUUCAGAAGUUUGUGGUCUGAAUAAAGAGAGGGGUUCGUGUCGUAAUUAUACUGUUAAAUGGUAUUUUGAUGUCACAUAUGGCGGAUGUAACCGAUUUUGGUACGGAGGGUGUGAGGGAAAUGGCAAUAGAUUUUCAUCACAAGAACAAUGCGAGUUAUCGUGUGUUAAACCUGAGGGUCCAGAAAAAUGUGCGCUUCCGAAGGUUAGCGGACCGUGCAAUGGAUCGUACGUUAUGUGGCACUUCACUACUGAAUCAAGAAGUUGUCAACAAUUUAUAUAUGGAGGAUGUCUUGGAAAUACUAAUAAAUAUGAUACUAAAGAAGUGUGUGAACAGUCAUGUGUCCAUCAAGAGACUGUUCUCGAUAGGUGUGAUCAGUCACCAUCAGUUGGUCCGUGUCGUGGAAACUACGAGCGCUGGUAUUAUCGUAAAGAAGAGGGUCGUUGUCUGCCAUUUAAUUAUGGCGGCUGUAAAGGCAAUCAAAAUAACUUUCAAUCGGAGGAAGAAUGUCGUAACUCUUGUGGAUCACAAACAGCUCAAGAAAUUUGUGCCUUUCCUAAAGCAGAGGGUCCCUGUUUGGGGUCAUUCCCGCGUUGGUAUUAUGAUAACGACUUUGGUAUUUGUCGGGAAUUUAUUUACAGCGGGUGUGAGGGUAAUAAAAACAGAUUUGUCGAUAAAGGCAACUGUGAGAGGAUGUGCAACCAGACUAAAGUCAUGGCUAGAGCUGAAAGUGUGUGUUCACUACCCAGAGAGGAGGGCCCCUGUAGAGCAGCUAUUAUCCAAUGGUAUUUCAAUCAAGAAACUCGACGCUGUGAAAGAUUUUAUUACGGCGGUUGUGAGGGAAAUGGCAACCGUUUUGAUGACAGAGCCUCUUGUGAGCGUUCGUGUCUAUUCGCGCACUGGGAUCGCAAUAUAUGCCAUCAACCUAAAGAACCGGGAAAUUGUUUUGAUUAUAGAGAGCGCUGGUAUUACGAUCAAAAAGAUAGAAAGUGUCAUCGUUUUUAUUACUCUGGAUGUAAGGGUAAUGAAAAUAAUUUUAAUUCAUUUGAAGACUGUUCCCAAAAGUGCGGACCAUUUUCUGUUGUGUCAACUGAGUUAUCGGUCAAACAUUUUAAGACAGAAUAUUGUUUCAAAUCCUAUGAGUCGGGUCCUUGUCUUCAAAAUGAAAUUCGUUGGUUUUAUGACAGAACUGAUGGCGUUUGUAAGGAAUUCCUAUACGGCGGGUGUGAAGGCAAUGAAAACAGGUUUACUUCUCGUAGCGAUUGUGAGGCCAAGUGUUGGAACUCACAGAAUAUCUGCAAACUGGAAAAAGUUGUCGGUUCCUGUUCCGGGCGUUUCACUCAAUGGUAUUUUGAUAGCAAUUCUAAUGAAUGUCUUGAAUUCCUCUUCAGCGGAUGUCAUGGAAAUGCUAACCGAUUCAAUAGUAAAGAGAUGUGUGAUGCCCAGUGCAAGUCACACACUUCAAGCGCAAGUGUUGGCACUGUAUCGACGGUUCACAAUAUCUGCGAUCAGUCACAUAUUGCCGGUCCCUGUCGGGGGUACUUUCCCCGAUGGUUUUAUUCUCGUGAAGAUAAUCAAUGUAGACAAUUCAUUUAUGGCGGAUGUGAAGGUAAUGAUAAUCGUUUUGAUAGCAGUGAAGAGUGUGAAAGAAAAUGUUUAACCAAAAUAUCAAAGCCUUGGGAAGGACCGGAUGAUUAUGAAUCGAGAGAAGUUGUCUGUCGUCAGGAGGUAGAGUCAGGUCCCUGUACUGAGACUCAAGCUCUUUGGUUUUAUGAUCCUCAAAGUCAUACCUGUUUACCAUUUGUUUACGGCGGAUGUAAUGGAAAUAAGAAUCGCUUUAAGACAUAUGAAUUUUGUAUGAGAUUUUGUUCGGGAAUAUCUCCUCUACAUUCAGUUCCGCCACAAAUUCCUACUGAGAGAAGACCUGUCACUGAAAUACCAUAUGAAUGUUCAGUUGUUGAAUGUGAGGAACAGAGGUGUCCAUUUGGUAUCGAUGACUACAUUGAUGAGAGGGGUUGUAAAGCUUGUCGCUGUUCUAAUCCUUGCUAUGUCUAUCAAUGUCCUGAACACAUGUCUUGUGCUGUUGAGGUAUAUAGAGAUGAAAAGGGAGAGCCAAGAGCUCAACCUGUUUGUAGGCUUAAAAACAAACCAGGGGUUUGUCCGUCAGAUUUAUCAUCAAACAGUUUAACUUCAGAGUGUAUCGAUCGAUGCAGAACUGAUGCCGAUUGUCGUAAAGCUGAUAAAUGUUGUAACAAUGGUUGCGCAAUGGUGUGUGUCUUACCUGAAAACAUAUCAAAUGUUUCAAAAAAUAUCUAUACAUAUGAACCACAUCACCCAAAAAGUGGUGAUACCAAUGAUAAUGAGUUUGUAGUUAUAGCUGGAAGUAAUGUAACGCUUAAUUGCGAAGUCUCGGUGCAGUCAAAUCAGGUUAGGUUAGGUUGGAGUAAAGACGGACAACCAUUUUAUUUGGUUACCGAUAGAAUACAAUUGCUUCCAAAUGGUUCCCUUUGGAUCACUAAUGUUGAUAAAGAAGAUGCCGGUAAUUAUGCCUGUGCUGUGGACAGCGGCACUACUUUACAUUCAAGACUCAUAAUUCAUGAACCGGCACGUAUACUACCCGGUCCACAAAUUGUAAUAGCUCAGUUAAAUUUGCCCUCAUACUUACAAUGUAAUGCUAUUGGAAAUCCAGACCCUAGAGUUACAUGGUGGAAAGGGCAGCAAAUGUUGCCAUUGAAUAGUAUACAAUACAGACAAUUCAGUAAUUUUACAUUACUUAUUAGACGUAUUGAUGAUAAAGAUGGGGGUGUCUAUACAUGUCAGGCAUACAAUGGUUUGGGACCAAUAGCUCUAUGGGAUGUCAUAUUAUUGCUUGAUUCAGAUUCAACUGAACCUGAUAUCAGGCCAUACGAUGCUUCAGCUUUCAACUCGACUAAUAUUAGAGAUAAUACUAACUAUUCAAUUAAUGGCAACAUUCAUCCCAUUGAUCCCAAUUUAAAGCCAAUUAUAACUAACCAAAUGCCUGAGCGCUUGAGUGCAGAUAUAAGAACUUUAUCUUCUGGUUAUACAAUUGGAUCAACACUUGAGUUGGAAUGUGUUGUCAACGGAAUGCAUACGACUAUAGAUUGGUUCUUCAAUAAUGAUAUACCAAUAGUGUCUGAUAAUAGACAUUAUAGGAUACUUCCUAACAAUACUUUAAUAGUAUAUAACUUAUCAUCCAAUGAUUCGGGAGAGUAUAGGUGUCGCGCCUCCAAUCAAUAUACACAAGUGAUUGCAAUGUCCAAAAUACGAGUUGAAAGUCAACAUAUACCGACCGAUUGCGAGGACAGUCCAUUUUUUGCUAACUGUGACCUUAUAGUAAAAGCCAAAUACUGCAAUAACCCUCAUUAUGCAAAGUUUUGUUGCCAUUCGUGUCUUAUUGCCGCUCAGGUCGACAACAAGUGGUAAUCAAAAAUCAAUUGACAGCAAUAUAUCA